Fomitopsis serialis is the source of this 327-nucleotide messenger RNA. RefSeq lists its product as uncharacterized. NCBI's taxonomy places the organism in Eukaryota, Fungi, Basidiomycota, Agaricomycetes, Polyporales, Fomitopsidaceae. The record is from RefSeq and is a predicted model, not a curated record. Bases 1 to 327 code for a protein of 108 amino acids. The transcript is spliced from 2 exons.
AUGGCACCCAUCGCUCGCACAGUCGAGCUCGUCGGAGUCGGUGCAUACCUCGGGCUGCCAACCUCAUUUCAGACCCUGCGAUCUUACCGCGGCUGCGACUAUCCUGACCGUCGAGGCACGCCAUCAGACGAUCCUGAACCUCGUCAACGACGCGACGUCCAUCCCCAGGCAUUCGACAUUGCGCUGACGCCUAACGAAGUGCUCGCCAUAGCGGGCAGUUUCAUCUCUGGCUGCAGCACUGGCAUUGCAUCGAACGCCGCGCUCUCCAUCACGAACACUGGCGCCAUUGUGCCCGGGACCAAGCUCGCUUCGCGUCGCCUGCCAUGA